Messenger RNA from Ictalurus furcatus (blue catfish), 2136 nucleotides. Its product is annotated as gamma-glutamylaminecyclotransferase C-like. The record is from RefSeq and is a predicted model, not a curated record. Lineage: Eukaryota; Metazoa; Chordata; Actinopteri; Siluriformes; Ictaluridae. The transcript has 3 exons. The coding region runs from base 1490 to 2020 and encodes 176 amino acids. Gene Ontology annotation, molecular function: gamma-glutamylaminecyclotransferase activity.
AUACAUCAUUCCUUUUUGCACUGGAAAAUAAGCAUUUACAGAAAUAAAGAUUUUGAAUGGCAGUUUAUUAUGUCAGUGAAAGUCAGUCAGUUUAUUCUGUUAGCUGCGUUCUAAUUUCUAGAGACCCUUGUGUCAAGUUUUCUCUGGGCCCAAACCAUCCUCCUACACAUUUUAUAGGCAAAGUUAUAAUUGUGGAGAAUCUCUUUAAAAAGUAUUGUAUACUGUCUUACCAUUAAGACCAACUUAAAUUUAAUAAUAUACACAGGUGACACACUUGCAUUGUUCGAUUGUAUUGUUGAGCCUGUGCUGGUGACAUCAGAACUUUGGAGCAAAAACAUUCAAAUUUGGAUGGCUAAAAACACUUUCAACAUUAGAUAUUGUAUUGGAAAAAAAUGAGUGCUAUUAUGCCAAAGGUUGUGCGAAUGAGCAGGGAGUGAGAAUGUAUGUGAAAAAUAAUUAAUACUUCAAAGUAGAGUCAAAUCUCUAUCCGCACUUCAUUUUUAAAAAAGAUCCAUCACAUUCUAAUUUUAGUGCAAAACAUGUUGAACAGCAAUGGCUUUUUUCUUUAAUAAAUUGUAUUUAUAAGAGUAGUUUUAAUGAUGAUUGAUGUUCAUUCUUACUCAAGUAAUUAAGUAAAUACAGGAAUUUACAUUUUACCUUCAGGUCUGUUUUUCCAUCUCAUUUUUCUGAAUUAUGGUGUACACUUUAGAAAACAUACAACAGAGUGUUUUCCUGUGAGAAAGGUUUUCAAGAGCAAUACUUUUAGGAAACUAAGAUCCCUUCUUGAAACAUGUUUUUCUAGGAGAGUAAUCGACUACAUAGUGUAUGAAUGCAGGUACAGUGGGUGAAAUAAGUAUUGAACGAGUCAACAUUUUUUUUCAGAUAUAUUUCCAAUCAGGUUAUUCACAUGAAAUUUUCACUAGACUUUGGUAUUAACUCAAGAAAUCCACACAUAUAAAGAAUUUACAACAAUAAAGUCCAAAAAAAUGUUGUAUAAUAAAGUGGAAUGACACAGGAAAAAAGUAUUGAAUACACUAACUGAGAUUUAUUUAAAUACUUAGUGGAGAAGCCUUUGUUUGUAAUGACAGCUUCAAGACGCUUCCUGUAUGAAGAAAUUAAAUGGGCCGCAGUAUUCAGGUGUGAUUUUGGCCCAUUCCUCUAAACAUAUUGUCUUUCAAUCUUGUUCAAUUAGUUUCAAGUCAGGUGAUUGACUGGGCCAUUCUAACACCUUUAUUCUUUUUCUCUGAAACUAAUUAAGAGUUUCCUUUGCUGUAUGCUUUGGAUCAUUGUCCUGCUGUAAGGUCCGCCCACGUCCACGUCAUAUUGAAUAUCUAGAGCACUACAUAGAGGGCAGACUCAGGCACGUUAUUACCUAUGUAGUGCACUAGUAUAAGAAUUAUUGAGGCAUUUGGCAUUCUUACAAAUUUUCCCAAGUACUUUCGGAAAAGUAGGAUUUCUUUAACUUUAUAUUCAGGACUUUUCUUCUUGGAUGAGAAGGUUAUUUCCUACAACUCUGGGGAUUUUUAGCUUUCUUCUACCAGCUACUCAGAUGACACAUAUAUUUGUAUAUGGCACUCUUAAAAAGGGCCAACCCAACCACUAUAGGAUGCUGGACUCUACCAAAGGCAAUGCCAAGUUACUUGGCUGUGCUCGCACUGUUGAAAAAUACCCCCUGGUGAUAGCAGACAAGCACAAUAUCCCCUUCCUCCUCAACGUUCCUGGAGAGGGACAACGUGUCCAGGGGGAAAUCUACAGUGUGGAUGAUCCAAUGCUGAAGUUCCUUGAUUGGUUUGAAAGCUGUCCACAAAUGUAUCAGCGAACACAGGUCCUGCUUGAAGUUGAGGAGUGGGUUGGAGAAGGAGAGGGAACACCUCAAGUGGGCAGUACCACUGAUGCCUUUGUGUACAGUACAACCACUUACAAACCUGAGUGGCUCCAGUAUCCUACUUUCGAGAGCUAUCAUGCAUAUGGGGAUCACGGUCUGCAGUAUGUGACUCGAGAAGACAGAGACUCUGACUGAUAUGUAAUUUGCUGGCUAUCUUUGACAGGUUCCUCUGCAGAGAUACACACAGCCAUACAUCAUUCCUUUUUGCACUGGAAAAUAAGCAUUUACAGAAAUAAAGAUUUUGAAUGGCA